AUGUCAUUUCAGCUCCAAUUAGAACAAACAAACAGAGUUCUGACGAGAGCAAAUGCAGCAGCAACGGGGGUACAACCAGGUAAUCGACUCAUAACACCGAAGCGGGGUGGAAACGGCCGACGAAGCGUAACGUCACAAAGAACUCCUACCGGUGAUCAAAACGGAAGAAUGUCAGGAAUCAAGAAAUAUGGACAACGUCCUAAAGGCUUGAGGAAAACGCAACAGGAGUUGAGGAAAAAGAAGGAAAGGCGUCAGGUGGAACCGCGAAAUGAAAGGGAGGAGGAACUUCAAGCGGUAGAAGAAGAGAUGGAAGAGUGGGGAGGAAUAGGUAGUGGAAACGAGGAAGGUACAGAGGAGAGAGAAGAGGAAGAACAAGGAAAUGAGCGUACAGAUCAUAAAAAUAUCGUACCCACCCAUCGGCACAAUCUUCAGUAA
Melampsora larici-populina 98AG31 is the source of this 435-nucleotide messenger RNA. RefSeq lists its product as uncharacterized. Bases 1 to 435 code for a protein of 144 amino acids. The record is from RefSeq and is a predicted model, not a curated record. The transcript is spliced from 2 exons. Lineage: Eukaryota; Fungi; Basidiomycota; Pucciniomycetes; Pucciniales; Melampsoraceae.